This is a messenger RNA of Phyllopteryx taeniolatus (common seadragon), 2220 nucleotides long. Its product is annotated as leucine-rich repeat flightless-interacting protein 2. Gene Ontology annotation, biological process: regulation of DNA-templated transcription. The record is from RefSeq and is a predicted model, not a curated record. The transcript is spliced from 6 exons. Bases 149 to 1069 code for a protein of 306 amino acids. NCBI's taxonomy places the organism in Eukaryota, Metazoa, Chordata, Actinopteri, Syngnathiformes, Syngnathidae.
GUUCCUUCCUUAGCAGUUAAGUAAGUAUCACUGUCUGCUGCUGUUGCGUAGGAGAAACACGCACCGCUUCACCUCGGAGGUGGCUGUCUGACAUAAACAGCACUUGUAUAAAACGGCAGCAAAAAAAAAAAAAAAAAUUAUAAUAAUAAUGCUUUCAGUCACUCUGGACAACAGUGGGUCUCCAAAGAAGCGGACGUUCUCGCGUAGCGAGGAUGAAUCGCUCCGUAGCAUCAUACGGGAGUCUGAGAGCUCACCCAGGCGUCUGACACGAAGCGACAGCCGACCAGGGACAUUGAAGAGGAGACCUGACAGCCUGGUAAAGGAGCAAUCUGACCAGGACCUCUCAAUGGGACUUCCAGAAAUGCUGGAGCUGCAGGCCAGCUACGACGAGGCGGUGCACGAGCUGCGUGGGCUGGAGGUGGAGCGUGAGGCUCUGUUGUUCCAGGUGGACGUCCUGCAGGACACGCUGGAGGGUGUGGAGGAGCUGCUGGCCGAGACCCAGAGAGAGGCCGGACAGGCUAAUGCGGAGCUGGAGCAAGAGCGGGGGGCCAAGAGGAAACUGGAGCAUUUGGUCCGCUCUCUGAUGCAGGAAAUGGAGACAUUAAAAGAGGAAAGAAAUAGCUGCUUGCAUAUAUCAGGACACACAAAUGAAAGUGAAGUGGAUUCAGAGAGACGACGAUGUCAAAUGAACGAUCCUGCCAAGGUAGCCACACAGUCUACCUUUGCCAGUGAAGCGACUGCUCCGUCAGAGGAUGUGUGUCCAGCUAAGGGAGAUGAAGGGAGCCUUGUGACCAAAGUGAAGUGGAUGACCAAUCCUGCUCCCUCCUUCGCACUGGACGAUCUCCUCCCUGAAGACGGGGUGCACCGCAGGCCUUACAAUAGCGGCAACAAAGGCGGACGAGACUUGUCCCCGGACAAGAGCGACUCGGACACCGCAAGUACGUACGAAGACGCGUCUGCGGACACUCCCGAGCAGGACGUCCCUUUGGAGUUGCCUCGUGACUCGGCAAGUAAAGACAACACCGACUCCCAGGAGCCUCAAAACGGCCGUAACUGCAUUGUGUCUUAAUUUAUUUAGAAACCACCACACACCCUUUUUCAAAGCUACCAGUCUCAGGUGGUUCACAAGCUGAUUAUUUGCCAAUCAUUCUUUACUACGUGUCUUACUAUUCUAUUUUAUACGCUUUCAAGAAGUGUUUAUUAGCUGCUUCUUGAACAAGAAAGUUUAUUUCUAUACCGCGAAACCACCGUAAGCCCCAUAAAUACACUGUCUACAGUACGUUCUCAUCAAUGUGGCUGCCGUUUGGGCUUAUAUUGUUUUUGGAAGACUACGGAUGGUCUUUGAUGCUUGUAUUCAGCGAGUUAUAUUAAAAGAAGAACCACUAUUUAUUCACUGCCUGACUGAGUGACUUUAAAGGAUAAAUGGUUGUAUUUUUGUCUUUUGUAUUUUCCGGGAAAUUGGCUGCAUUUGCACUUUUUUUUGCAGCUUUGUACUUUGAAAACAUUCCCUUUAGAACCAAACAGUCCUCUGUCUGCAUGGAAAGACUGUAUGGUUGCACAAUUUGUAGUCCCAACUUUUUUUUUUUUAAGGAAAGUUAUAAUUUUUUUUUACAGCCAUUGGGAGCUGUUGAUCGCAUGAACAUCUGUCAUUUUUAUUUCCAUGUAGCACAUAGUCUUUAUGCCAUUUUAUCAUGAACUACAAUGAACACAUCAAUUAUUUACAAUUAUUCAUGCUAAUGCAAUUAAUAUGUUCAUCAUCUUGUGGGUGUUGAGCAUUUCUAAUGAUUUGUAUACUCAGUCUGUCAGCAUGACUUUUUGUCCUAAUACUUGAUUAGCUGCAGUGUUUUCCACACAAAGCUCUGAUGGCUGUCUACUUAGAUCACUGGCAUCGUGUUGCUGUAGUAGGGCAUUCUCAAACAAGUCCGUUUGUAUUACACAAUCCAAGUUCAUGUUAUGAGGGACUCUGACCGAGGAUGUUGUUUUGCUGUAAAGUACUCUUGACUUUCAAAUAGUUCUUUUGUUUCCUCAACAUGUUCACUCAACAGUUUUUUUCCUCUUAAGUAAUCUGCUUUUUUCAAGAAGAGAAUGCAAAAAAAUAUAUAAUUGUCAAUUUUUUGUAUCUGAAUAAUUUUUAAUUCUGAAGUAAAUGUUAAGCUGUAGGAGAACAUGACCGAUUUGUUGAUACUGAAUGAAAAUUUUGGAAUAAAAGGACUUAAUCAA